AUGGAUAGAAGUAGUGAUGAUACCAAUUUUAAGGAGCUGAAUUCAUUCGAAUUAUCUUCGAGUAGAUCUUCCAGUCCGAGUGAUUUGUCAAGCAGCUCACCCAAAAAUGGACAUUUCAGCUCCUCGCCAAUACUGUCUAACUUAUCUCUGUUGUUUAGUAAUUUGAGAGCAAACGAUGGAAAGGUUUUUGAUAAGGAUAUGGGGUCUGCUGAGAGUGAUAACUCUGCAGUGAAGAUCGGAAGAGCUGCGUUGAAGUUCUUGAAUGAUGGGAAGUCUCUGGAAGAUUUAGCAAUUAAGCAAUCGCAUAUUACGAGGAGACGAAGUAGCCUGAUAAAGAAUAGGUUGCUGGAUAAAGGUGGCAAUGUUAUUGAAGAAACGAAUAGCGAAGUAGAUAAUAUCUUGGAAUUCAAUUCUCAAUUUCUUAAGAGCGUGGGCCCAAUAAAGAUUCCUGGAAGUUUUGUCAAUGAAGGUAUAUCUCUUUUAAAAGUUUCUCAUAAGUCAAAAAAGAGAAUAAAUUUAAAGUUGGAUACAAAAAGCUUUAAUUUUAUGUGGAAAAAUGCUUUUAAUUCAGCUUCUAUGCCAACUUCUAGUUCAUUACAACGAUUAAUUGGAUCUGCGACACCUUAUCCAUUAAAAAGUAAGGUGUACGUUUUUUCUGUCGAUGACAUACGCUCGAUAAUCUUUCAAAGUGAUGCUGCUAAUUAUAGAGAGGAGCUUCAUAUUUCGAAAGGCUUUGAAGAUCAGUGGAUUACAAUUGUAUAUUUUAAUGCGAAGAAAGGAAAAUUGAAGUCAUUACAUCUUGUGGCAGAUACAGAGCAUGAGUUCAGAAAACUAUGUUCAAUAAUUCUGAGCUUGGUCAAAUUGAGAGAUGAUUUGGCAAAGAAUUUUUUUAUCGAUCUUAAUGAUAUGGAUGAAGAUCAAAGAAACUUGAUUUUUCAAAAAGCGGACGAAAAUGGAGAAAAAAGUGUUAGGCAGUAUUUAACAUUUGAUGAUAUUCUCAAGUAUUCUAAAAGACUUCAUAUGAAUAUGAAUGAUAGUUACUUGAAAGAAAAAUUUGAUCUCGUUGCGUCUGGUAAUGAAACAUCUGAUAAGAGCCUAGGUUUGAACUUUGAGCAAUUUAAGAAGUUUGUGUCUAUCCUCAAGAGGAGAGAUGAUAUUGACGAGGUAUGGUCAUCUAUCUGUGGCAAGAAUAAAACUAUGGGAUAUGAUUUGUUUAAGCAUUUCACUGCUAAUAUUCAAAAGGAAACUUUUUCUGAAGAGCAAUUGCUGAAGUUAUUCACUAAAUUUUGCAUGGAAAAUAAGGACUACUGGAGACCAGAGAAUUUUAAUAAUUUCUUAUUGUCUAAAUACUCUUCGCCUUUGCAUAAUCUUGGAGAUGAUGUUGAAUAUUUUAGUCAUCCUUUGAAUGAGUACUACAUAUCUUCGUCACAUAAUACUUAUUUGACGGGCCGCCAAUUUGUGGGUGAAUCAUCUGUCGAAGGUUAUAUAAAGGCGUUGCAAAGAGGCUGCAGAUGUGUUGAAAUUGAUGUGUGGGAUGGAACGGAUGAUAUGAACAGUUCUCAUCUGAGCGAGCCAGUAGUUUGCCAUGGAAGGUCCUUUACUACAGCAAUAUUGUUUGAAAAUGUCAUUAAAACAAUAAAAAAAUAUGCAUUUCAAAUGACACCAUUUCCUUUAAUCUUAAGUCUUGAAAUUCAUUGCUCUCCUAACAAUCAACUUAAGGUCGUAAAGAUAUUGGAAGAUAUUCUAGGUGAAGCAUUAAUUAGUAAACCAAUCGAAGAUAGACCUAUUUUGCCAUCGCCUAUGCAAUUGAAACAUAGGAUUUUAGUAAAAGUGAAGAAAACAAGUCCCUUUAUCAACUUGAUUACGGAAAAUGGUCUUAUUUUUUCAUCUAGCACUUCCACAUCAACCACAACAUCUUUUAGCGAAGAUAACAACAGCAGUCGGAGCUCUUUCAUCCAAAGAAAAACUAGAAGCACCAAAAUUUUGGAUGACCUCAGUAGCCUCGGCAUCUACUUGCAGGGUUUGAAAUUUAGGAACUUCUCCUUACCAGAAUCGAAGACACAUAAUCACUGUUUUUCACUAGGAGAAAAAUCAGUCAAUGCAAUGCUAAAAGAUGACACGAGAAAGGCAUCUAUUGAUAAACAUAACAGGAAAUACUUCAUGCGAGUCUAUCCUUCAAAGAUACGAUUGAAAUCUUCGAAUUUUAGCCCCAUACCCUACUGGUCACAUGGAGUUCAAAUGGUCGCUACGAACUGGCAAACUUAUGAUCUUGGACAGCAAUUAAACGAGUCAAUGUUUCAAGGCGUUCGUGAGAAUGGAUUUGUGCUUAAACCUCAAGAGUUGAGAAAACCAUUGAUAAAGUCAGUGUCUUCACAAACCCUGCCUAAGGAAAGCAUAUCAACUAAACACAUGUAUCGCUUUAGCCUUGAAGUUAUUAGUGCACAUCAACUUCCUAGACCGAAAGGUUCGCUUCGGGCUAUCAAUCCUUUCAUCACAGUGGAAAUAAUUGGUGCCAAUAAAAUCGAUUGGGAUUCGAAUAGUUUCACACGAUCGACACCGAUUGUAGCAGAGAAUGGCUUUAAUCCCACUUGGAAUGCUGUAUUCAGUGGCUCUUUCCGAACCACCAAUGACUUGGUUUUUUUGCGACUAAUAGUAAAUUCAUCCUCGAGUCCAUUGGAAGAAACUGACGUAAACACUAUUGGGAUAGAAGUUGUAAAACUAUCUCAACUUAAGCAGGGUCUUCGAUAUCUUCCCAUCAAUGAUCCACUAGGCGAAGCACUUCUCUAUUCCUCUUUGUUCGUCAAGAUCAACUAUUCUAUUUCGUAA
This is a messenger RNA of Priceomyces carsonii, 2826 nucleotides long. RefSeq names its product phosphatidylinositol phospholipase C (gene PLC1). The record is from RefSeq and is a predicted model, not a curated record. Bases 1 to 2826 code for a protein of 941 amino acids. Gene Ontology annotation, biological process: release of sequestered calcium ion into cytosol; lipid metabolic process; phosphatidylinositol-mediated signaling. The transcript has a single exon. Lineage: Eukaryota; Fungi; Ascomycota; Pichiomycetes; Serinales; Debaryomycetaceae. Gene Ontology annotation, molecular function: phosphatidylinositol-4,5-bisphosphate phospholipase C activity.